Molecule: messenger RNA, 1713 nt
Organism: Pipistrellus kuhlii (Kuhl's pipistrelle)
Lineage: Eukaryota; Metazoa; Chordata; Mammalia; Chiroptera; Vespertilionidae
Gene: TMEM161B
Product: transmembrane protein 161B
Exons: 12
Coding region: 125-1588 (487 amino acids)
Source: RefSeq, a predicted model, not a curated record
GACUUCCGGGAGAGCCGGAAGACCCACUGCCCCGUGGAGUGGAGAGGUUCCCGGCUGCAGGAUUGGGAAGGCAAGGUCCUGGACGGCUGCGGUGACUCCAGGGCCGGUACCCGUGCUUGGCGUCAUGGGUGUAAUAGGUAUACAGCUGGUUGUUACCAUGGUGAUGGCCAGCCUCAUGCAGAAGAUUAUACCUCACUAUUCUCUUGCUCGAUGGUUACUCUGUAAUGGCAGUUUAAGGUGGUAUCAACAUCCUACAGAAGAAGAAUUAAGAAUACUUGCAGGGAAGCAGCAAAAAGGGAAAAGCAAAAAGGAUAGGAAAUAUAAUGGACACAUUGAAAGUAAACCACUAACCAUUCCAAAAGAUAUUGACCUUCAUCUAGAAACAAAGUCAGUUACAGAAGUGGAUACCUUUGCGUUGCAUUACUUUCCAGAGUAUCAGUGGCUGGUGGAUUUCACUGUGGCUGCUACAGUUGUGUAUCUAGUAACUGAAGUCUACUACACUUUUAUGAAGCCCACUCAGGAAAUGAAUAUCAGCUUAGUCUGGUGCCUGCUUGUUUUGUCUUUUGCAAUCAAAGUUCUAUUUUCAUUAACUACACACUAUUUUAAAGUAAAAGACGGUGGUGAAAGAUCAGUCUGUGUUACCUUUGGAUUUUUUUUCUUCGUGAAAGCAAUGGCAGUCUUGAUUGUAACAGAAAAUUAUCUGGAAUUUGGACUUGAAACAGGAUUUACAAAUUUUUCAGACAGUGCGAUGCAGUUUCUUGAAAAGCAAGGUUUAGAAUCUCAGGGUCCUGUUUCAAAACUUACUUUCAAAUUUUUCCUGGCUAUUUUCUGUUCACUCAUUGGGGCUUUUUUGACAUUUCCUGGAUUACGGCUGGCUCAGAUGCAUCUGGAUGCCCUGAAUUUGGCAACAGAAAAAAUUACACAAACAUUGCUUCAUAUCAACUUCUUGGCACCUUUAUUUAUGGUUCUGCUCUGGGUAAAACCAAUCACCAGAGACUACAUUAUGAACCCACCAUUGGGAAAAGAAAGUGUCCCUUUAAUGACAGAAGCUACAUUCGAUACUCUGCGACUCUGGGUGAUAAUCCUGCUGUGUGUUUUACGGCUGGCCAUGAUGCGCAGUCACCUGCAAGCUUACUUAAACCUAGCCCAGAAGUGUGUGGAUCAGAUGAAAAAAGAAGCAGGCCGAAUAAGUACAGUGGAGCUACAGAAAAUGGUGGCUCGGGUCUUUUAUUACCUCUGUGUCAUUGCACUGCAGUACGUGGCACCUCUGGUGAUGCUGCUUCACACAACUCUGCUUUUAAAAACACUAGGUCACCAUUCCUGGGGCAUUUAUCCAGAAUCUAUCUCUACUUUGCCAGUGGAUAAUAGUCUACCAUCCAAUUCUGUUUACUCUGAAUUACCAUCUGGUGAUGGGAAGGUGAAGGUAACUGUUACACAGAUAACAGUGGCAUUGAGCAGCUUAAAAAACAUUUUCACUCCUCUGCUCUUUCGAGGACUUCUAUCUUUUCUAACCUGGUGGAUUGCUGCGUGUCUCUUUUCUACAAGCCUUUUUGGGCUUUUCUAUCACCAGUAUCUCACUGUGGCAUGAAUCUCAGUUAACAUAAAAGGAUAUCCAAGUCACACUUGGGUUUCAAGUAUUUGUGCCCUUGAAGGGCUGACAAAAAAACAAACAAAACAAACAAACAAAAACCAGAAGAAAGCAAAUAUAAAGGA